AUGCCAACCUCCGACUUUUGCGUGGGGCAAUAUGUGGGCACGUGGGGUAUCAGGAACCGGCCCCAUGACAGAUUCACUAAUGCCAGUCAAUAAUCCACGAGCCGGGCUGGCGACGGACGCUGUGCAAAAUGCCUCGAGCACGAGCUGCCCAGUUCCGACGACCACGACGAGGGCGCGCACGGCCGCUGUGGGGUGGUGAAGGCGCCGUUGACGUGAGCCAAUCAGCGCUUGGCUUGAUCAAGGUUUUCCAGCCCGCUAGCUUGCUCUUGGAAAAGCUUAAAUCCUACCGCAGAGCCGCACCACCACCAGCCCCUCCGCAGCAAAACGGCACUCUUCGAUGAGGCCAGACGGCAUGGCAAGACAACACAGGGCUAACAUGGAAGCAGGCGUUCGGCCCUGCUACCCCGCAUGUAGCAUGUAGACUACGCGCAAUGUUUCACAGUCUUAAAACCUCCCGCUAUCCACUUAUACCGC
Molecule: messenger RNA, 474 nt
Organism: Exserohilum turcica Et28A
Lineage: Eukaryota; Fungi; Ascomycota; Dothideomycetes; Pleosporales; Pleosporaceae
Exons: 1
Coding region: 129-341 (70 amino acids)
Source: RefSeq, a predicted model, not a curated record